Messenger RNA from Pseudozyma flocculosa PF-1, 1338 nucleotides. RefSeq lists its product as uncharacterized. Bases 1 to 1338 code for a protein of 445 amino acids. Gene Ontology annotation, cellular component: cytoplasm. NCBI's taxonomy places the organism in Eukaryota, Fungi, Basidiomycota, Ustilaginomycetes, Ustilaginales, Ustilaginaceae. The record is from RefSeq and is a predicted model, not a curated record. Gene Ontology annotation, biological process: transsulfuration. The transcript has 2 exons. Gene Ontology annotation, molecular function: pyridoxal phosphate binding; cystathionine gamma-lyase activity.
AUGACCGUCCCUGCAGUCGCCAACGGCAGCGGCCACACCGCCUCGAGCUCGACCGCCUCCUCCUCCCAGAAUGAUGCCGGCCACCACGCCGCCGCCUUCCAGGGCUUCUCCACAAAGGCGAUUCACAUCGGUUCGGAGCCCAACCCCGCGACCGGAGCCGUCAUCCCCCCCAUCAGCCUGAGCUCCACCUUUGCCCAGGACGGCAUCGGCAACCACAAGGGCUACGAGUACUCCCGAUCCGGCAACCCCAACCGCGACUCGUUUGAGCGCGCCGUCGCCGCCCUCGAGAACGGCACCCGCGGCCUUGCCUUUUCGUCUGGAUCGGCCGUCACGGCCACCAUCCUCAACUCGAUGCCCGCCGGCUCCCACGUCGUCAGCGUCAACGAUGUCUACGGCGGCACCUACCGCUACUUUACCAAGGUCGCCACCGCCUCGCAGGGCAUCACCACCAGCUUUGUCCAGAUGGACGGCGCAAAAGACGAGGUCAAGGAGCGCGUCAACCAGGCCAUCCGCAAGGAGACGUCGCUCGUCUGGAUCGAGACGCCGACCAACCCCACGCUCCGCGUCAUUGACGUCCCCCUGAUUGUCAGCCUGGUCCGCUCCCACCCGCUCGCAUCGCCCGACGUCAAGAUUGUCGUCGACAACACCUUCAUGAGCCCCUGGUUCCAGAACCCGCUCGACCUCGGCGCCGACCUGGUGAUGCACAGCGUCACAAAGUACCUCAACGGCCACAGCGACGUCGUCAUGGGCAUCGCCGCCCUUAACGACGACGAGUGGGCCGACCGCCUGGCGUUCCUGCAGAACUCGAUUGGCGCCGUCCCCUCGCCCUUCGACAGCUGGCUCGCGCUGCGCGGCCUCAAGACGCUGUCGCUGCGCAUGAAGGCGCACGGCGAGUCGGCGCUCGCCAUUGCCCAGUACCUCGACUCGCACCCGGCCAUCGAGACGGUCAUCUACCCCGGCCUCCCCUCGCACCCCGGCCACGAGGUGGCCCGCCGACAGGUGACCAAGCGUGCCCGCUCGGCGCACACGGCGUCGACCGAGAGCGGCGCGUUCCCCUACGGCGGCAUGGUGUCGUUCCGCCUCAAGGUGGACCCAUCGGACGACGCCCCGGCGGACAAGGUGCUGUCGAGCCUGCGGAUCUUUACGCUGGCCGAGUCGCUCGGUGGCGUCGAGAGCCUGAUUGAGCUGCCCAGCAAGAUGACGCACGGCAGCGUCGCGCUCGAGGACCGGAUCCGACUGGGCAUCGGCCACAACCUGAUCCGAGUCAGCGUCGGCCUCGAGGAGACUUCGGACCUCAUCGAGGACCUGCGACAGGCGCUGGCCGCCGCUGGCCUCUGA